AUGCAAACUCUCUGGCUGAGGCUGAGACUUUUCAAUUCCGAUACCAAGUCUCUUGUUAGACUUUCAUCCUAUCUAUAUUCUUCUUCUUGUUCUCCGCCACCGUUGAAUCUUACCUCACUAUCAUCACCGCUUCCUGCUUCCUCUACCUAUACCAACUUGUUCACCUCCCCUUGGUCUUCCUCUCAAUGUCGGGGAAUCAAAGUAUCUGGUUCUGAUAUUAGAGUCGGAAAUAUCAUUGGAAAACAAGGUUUCUUUGCUUUGGGGUUAUUGAAUUUUACUCAGUGGAUUCAAAUUGACAUGGCGCAUUUACGAGGUAAGGAAUGUGAAGUAGUAAUGGUCAUUGUGUCUUGGAAAGCUGGUUUUUGCACAUUUUCUGCACUCUCUUCAAGAUAUAUCUUAACACACAGAACCAUCUCCUUGUUGCACAAUACAGUGGAACUGCGUGACAUUGGCCAGGGAAACAAGGUAACACAAAGAAUGGGUACCGAUGAUGAUAUUGAAAGGGUCUAUGUUCAAGAAAAGACUUUCAUGUUUAUGUGCAUGGAUAGUGAUGGAACGGUAGUAUUGAUGGACCCUGACACACUGGAUCAAAUCGAAGUUUCCAAGGACUUGUUCAACAAGGACUUUGUAUAUCUACGAGAUAAAAUGAAAGUUAAGGUACAAUUUUAUGAUGACAAACCUUUAUCCGCUUCAGUUCCAAAACGUGUAACAUGUAUUGUCAAGGAAGCCAUUGCAGCCACCCCAAGGUAUGUGCUUAAAGAAUAUUCUUUAUAUUCAUAUUGUCUUACAUAA
Molecule: messenger RNA, 792 nt
Organism: Sphenostylis stenocarpa
Lineage: Eukaryota; Viridiplantae; Streptophyta; Magnoliopsida; Fabales; Fabaceae
Source: the annotation of a GenBank genome assembly